UGGUGUGAAAGCUUUAUGGCGGUAAACUAGGGUUCUUGCGGAAGAGCGCCAGAUCCGGAUCACAGGCAUGGUGAAGCUGACAGUUAUAGCUCGGAUCACUGAUGGCUUGCCACUCGCCGAAGGUAUGGACACUGGAUUAGAGGAGAAGGAACUGGAUUUUUACAAGCAGCAGGCCAAGUCGCUGUUCAAGCGGCUGUCGCAUGGGCAGAAUCAGCCGUCGAGGAUGUCAGUGGAGACUGGCCCCUAUUUUUUUCACUAUCUCAUUGAAGGGAGAGUUUGCUACCUUACUCUUUGCGAUCGAUCCUACCCGAAGAAGCUCGCGUUUCAAUACUUGGAGGAGCUGCAGAGGGAAUUCGAGCGGCUGAAUCACUCGCAGAUCGAGACUGUUGCGAGGCCGUAUGCCUUUGUCAAAUUUGAUAUAUUCAUCCAGAAAACCAGGAAGCUCUACCUUGACACGAGAACGCAGCGGAACUUGUCCAGACUCAACGACGAGCUGUACGAAGUCCAGCAGAUAAUGACGAGAAACAUUCAAGAGGUUUUGGGCGUUGGUGACAAGCUCGAUCGUAAGCUUUCUUUCUUCUCUUCGUCUUCGUCAAACUCUUCCUCUUCGAUUGUUUCCUCUCUUGGUUUUUUAACGUUAUUUUCAUCUUUCGCAGAGGUAAGCCAGCUCUCAACCCGCUUGACGGCCGAAUCACGCAUCUUUUCGGACAAAGCUCGAGAUCUCAACAGACAGGCUCUCAUUCGAAAGUGGGCACCAGUUGUGAUCGUGCUUUCCGUAGUGUUGAUCUUCCUUUUCAUGCGGAGAUCUAUCUGGGGCUAGGAAUGAAACAAGAAAGAGUGGGUGUUGUUUAAAGAGCUCUACAGAGGCAUUCAGAGGAAGACAGAAAUCGAUUAUCAUUUUUCUUCUUGAGUGGAAGAUUGAUUAAAAAAAUAAGAAGGUUUCUUUGAGUAAA
Molecule: messenger RNA, 953 nt
Organism: Selaginella moellendorffii
Lineage: Eukaryota; Viridiplantae; Streptophyta; Lycopodiopsida; Selaginellales; Selaginellaceae
Product: 25.3 kDa vesicle transport protein
Exons: 4
Coding region: 68-820 (250 amino acids)
Biological process (GO): endoplasmic reticulum to Golgi vesicle-mediated transport; retrograde vesicle-mediated transport, Golgi to endoplasmic reticulum; vesicle fusion with Golgi apparatus
Cellular component (GO): endoplasmic reticulum membrane; SNARE complex; ER to Golgi transport vesicle membrane
Molecular function (GO): SNAP receptor activity
Source: RefSeq, a predicted model, not a curated record